AUGUCAGACGAGAUAGCAUGCUAUACAUGGAAUGAGGGAUUGGUAAACACAGCACGUUACAUAGAAACAGUGACUAUUGUAAUGAAACGACAGCGAAUCGAAGAUCCUUAUGGUUACAGUUACGGUUAUGGUACUGGGCUAACCGCUGGAAAGCGACAACGGCAAGAUUCAUAUCAGAAGGCUUUAGCUGACGGUAAAUAUGAAUUGCGAUUACUGGUAACAAGUCGAGGAGCUGGUGCAAUUAUUGGCAAGAAGGGUGAAAGCGUUAAGAAUAUUCAAACCGAGUGCGACGCGACUGUAUCGGUCCCCGAUAGCCAAACGCCUGAACGUGUGGUACAGUUAGUUGCAGCGGUUGAAAAUGUUGUGAAAUGCGUAGAAAUGAUAAUUGCGAGAAUCGAUGAGGUACACGACAACCAGAACCGCGAUUCAGAACUGAAAGUACUGGUACACCAGUCUCAUGCAGGUGCUGUAAUUGGUCGUGGUGGAAGUCGUAUCAAGGAAUUACGCGAGGAAAACGGAGUUGAUCUCAAGGUGUAUUCAGAGUGUUGUCCCCAGUCAACAGAACGUAUUAUCCAGAUUAAUGGAAAACCAGAAAAAAUUGUGGCUUGCUUGGUUACAAUUAUCAAUACGUUGAAAGAAAUUCCAAUUAAAGGACCUUCACGUCCAUACGAGUCAAUUUUUUUUGACCCAAUGGUUGCAAAUGAAUAUGGUGGUUAUGCUGGCGAUCAUAGUGGACGGGGAAUAAGAGGGUACGGUCCGCGAGGUCGAAUUCCUUUACCUUCUUAUGGAUCAGUGCCACCUGCAUACGAUGAUGGACCAUUAGAGACAGCACAGGUAACUGUGCCGAAUGAAUUGGGCGGGACAAUCAUUGGUCGAGGUGGUGAACGUAUUCGACGUAUUCGCGAUGAAUCGGGUGCACAUAUCAAAAUCGAGGAAGAAGAUCCUAACGGUGAACGGAUCAUUACUAUAUCAGGCACACCAAGUCAGAUUGAAAUGGCACAGUUUUUGCUCCAACAAUGUGUUCGAUCUUCAGCUGCUGGACGCAAAUAUUUAAGCGCUGGCUGA
This is a messenger RNA of Brugia pahangi, 1065 nucleotides long. The record is from the annotation of a GenBank genome assembly. Lineage: Eukaryota; Metazoa; Nematoda; Chromadorea; Rhabditida; Onchocercidae.